GGGGUUCCGUGUGGAAAAGGAGUGUGUGAGGGAAAGGAGGAGGAGGGGGUUCGGGUGCAAAGUUUAGUUUCAAACCGUCUGCAAAGAGCGGCGGCUGAGGCUGAGGCGAAGGAUAAGAAGGGAUCGGCGAAGGGGGAGAAGCGCACUGAGAAGCAGCAGCCGCCGCAGCCAUGGGCACCGAGGGUGCGGGCCUCGACCCUAGCCGGCGCCACGGGACUGCUGCUCCCCAUCACCGUCGCCGCCGCCGCGGAUGCCGCCGGGCCCGGCUGAUGUGCAUGCUGGCGCUGACCUUCGUGUUCUUCCUCGUCGAGGUGGCCGUGAGCCGCCUCACCUCCUCGCUGGCCAUGCUCUCAGACUCCUUCCACAUGCUCUCCGACGUGAUGGCGCUGGUGGUGGCCCUGGUGGCCGUGCGCUUCGCCCAGCGGACGCGCGCCACCUCCAAGAACACCUUCGGCUGGGUCCGCGCCGAGGUCAUGGGCGCCCUCGUCAACGCCGUCUUCCUCACCGCGCUCUGCUUCACCAUCCUGCUCGAGGCCGUCGAGCGCUUCACAGAGCCCCACGAGAUCCAGCAGCCCCUCGUCGUCAUCGGCGUCGGCGCCGCCGGGCUCCUCGUCAACCUGCUCGGGCUCUGCCUCUUCCACCAGCACGGAGGCGGCGGCGGCGGAGGGGACGGCGGGCACGGGCACUCGCACCGCGGGCGCCGGCACCAGGGACAGGCCCAGCGGGGGAAGGACGGCCAACAGCAGCAGCUCCAUCAGCAAGAGGAGACCAACACCCUGGUGGACAGCUACAGCGGAUCCAAUGGGGUCGGCAUGGAGAAGAUAGGUGAUUCGUCGAAAGAAAGCCAAAUGGAACUACAGCCAAAUGGGAAUGUUAGCAAUCAUUCCUCUCUUGAUAUGGAGGUUGAUGUAGAUACUAGCGGUCAACUUAACAUGCGUGGAGUAUUUCUUCAUGUCCUUGGAGAUGCUUUGGGUUCAGUAAUAGUAGUAGUGAAUGCCUUAGUAUUUUAUGCUUAUUGGACUCCAUGCCCGGAUGAUGGGCUUUGCAUCAAUCCAUGUAUCAACGACCACUGUGCCGAAAAUGGUACUCGGAUGUCUGCUCGAAUGGAUGCAAUGGUUCUAGACGAAGUUACCAUUGCUGGUCCCUGCUGGGUUCUAUAUUUAGAUCCUGCCCUGUGUCUGAUAAUGGUUUGCAUUCUGCUCUACACAACAUAUCCACUUCUUAAAGAAUCGGCUCUCAUCCUUUUGCAAACUGUUCCCAAACAAAUUGAUAUCCGCUCUUUAAACGAGAAACUCCGCAAGCUGGAAGAAGUUGAAGCGGUUCAUGAAUUGCAUGUUUGGCAGCUAGCAGGAAGCAGGAUCAUUGGGACCGCUCAUAUAAAAUGUAAAGACCCAGAAACUUACAUGAAAGUGGCAAAGGAUAUAAAGGAGAUCUUUCAUGAUGAAGGGAUACAUGCAACCACCAUUCAGCCAGAAUUUGCCAUUGUGGGCUCAGGUGUGGAUUUUGAGGCUGUGAGCAGCAAAUGUGAGCUUCCCUGCCGAACCCAGUGUGCUCUCAAGCAGUGUUGUGAGGCUGCUGAAAAGACUUCCGCAAAGAAGACUGAAAAGUCCCCCUCAAUUAGUAUUUCUUGCUCAGAAAUAGUCAUUGACUCUCCACACCACAAAACCCGGAGGACUAAAUCAGAGUGCAUCCCUGUCGUAAAGCUAGAGAUGGGAUCUGACCCCAACAAACAGUUUGAAUCUUCUUUGUAAUUCCGAAAGUUGUGCUGAGCGAAGUUUGGAUUCAAUCACAGGUUGACUGUGAGAAGACAGACUAGCAUUAAAAGACACAAGUUGCAAAAUAAUGUAAUUGCUGAAGUCCCUGUUCUUGUCACAAAACUUAAAUCUAGACUGUCUGCUGGGAAGAACAUUGUAGUGCUGUCCUGAUCCAACGUUUGCUUAUGUUAACUUUUUGUUGAGUAGCACAGAACAUUUUGCAGAUGCUGCAAUAACUCUGCAGAGCCAACUUUAGUUUAGUUUCAAAUUAAAAUUACAUUAUUCCAAUAGCCCCCUACACCCUCAGACAUGGAAGCUGUUCCGUGAUAGACUUCUUGUUGCAAUUGCUCUUUUUGCUGUGUGUAUAUGUUGUCUUUCUCAAUAUUUUACAAACCAUAAGAAGGAGAAGAAACCAAAGUUGGUAGGAUUUUUAAUGAGGAAAUUCAGACUUUCUUCUUAAAUGCAAAAGUGAAUGCUAUUUCAAAGAGAUAUACCAUGUAGCAUUAGUGGUAGCAUCCUAAAACAUAUCCAAUACUUGUUGACAAAAACAACAAAAAUGUCAGUCGUGUUGUUUUUGGGCCUGUGAUAUAAUGAAACCUGGCUGCUUUGAAAAUAGGAAUUGUGAAGAAAUAGAUGCACAUUUCUUUUGGGUUGCAAGGUUGACUCUUCAGAUGGAUGUUGGACACACUUUUCUUGGGGUUUAUUAGUUGUUAUUCCUUCCCCUUUCUCUUUUUCUUUUAAACAACUUUUGUUGUUGCAUAUAUAAUUAUAGUUUAAUAGAACUGACAUAGACUCAUGCUGGGACUAGCAAACUAGAGUUGGUCUCCAUCCUGGCAAUGUUUUCUACCUUGGUAGGAUGAAUGGGUUACUAGAGGAUUUUUCAAGUCUUAAAGAAAUCUGGCAAAUAGAAUUCCUCAUUAUAUACGGUCGAAAAAUUAAUAUAUUUUUCUUUCAAAGUAUUUAUGUUUCAUUCUGAGCCAUUUUGCAAUUAAGUAAAGCAAAGGGCAGUUGAAAUGCUUCAUAUGUUUAAAAAAUGCAGGGAGCCACCUCUGGAACAACAUAUUGAGCUGACAUGAGUGUUACAGUAAAACCCUCCAUUUGUCAUCAUGGGAAUGAGCUGCAGCGAGCCUGGCUUUGCAUUCCCCCAUCUGGCAAACCAUGAGGAUAAGAUUCAAUGUUUAUUGUCUCUGGGUUAAAAAAUGAAUUUAACUUUCUGUCUAGAUUCUUCUGAGGUUAAUUUUCAUUCUGAUGUGUUUGAAACAAACCACCUUCACAACCCAUGCUUUGAAGUUAAUGGGUUUUAAGCCAACCCAAGUUAAAAUUAAACCAUUGUUUGUCAGCUUGAGAUGAAGCAAGCCAUUGUGGUAAAUGGGAAAAAAGAAGCAGAAGCCUUGGGUCUUCUCACUGCACUGAGGGAAUGGUGCGAUGUCCAAAACGGGCAUUUUUCUUUUGCUUGCAACAGCUUGAAGAUGCAGUAUGGAGCCAAGUCCUAGCCCAGUUCAAUCUUGUUGCAUGCAAUUGAUUGUCACAAUGCCAAAUCUUUAGUGAAUGAAGUAGUGGGAGGAAGUGGCUUCUCCUUUCUAAUAGUCACUUGUUGUAUACAUUUAUGGAUUGCACUCAAGCCGCUUGCCCAAGCCUCUUUAAAAACAAGAAACUUUGUGGGGAGUAACCCAGUGUUGAAUGCAAAGCUGCUAGGUGAAUUUUUUUCAGAAUCGCGUUGCUGUUCUAAAAAAGACCAGAGUAAACACUUGACUGUGGUGGCAUUAAUGUAAUGGAUUCUAAAGCAUUUUUGAAAGCCCAAGUUUGAUGACUGCAGGAUAGCAAAACAUUAUUCUAGCUGUGGUCUGAGCACUAACUACAGUUACUGUAGUACCAAGUACUAUCAGAGGAACAGAAGACUUUAGUCAACUUCAUUAAUUUAUUUUCUCCUGUACUUCUGGGAGUUAUCUUGCAUUAUUUAAAUGCAGGCUCUUUGAUAAUGAAUGUCUCAGUCAGUGGAAACUGAGGUUUAUUUCCUCCCUCUAAAAAUGCAAAGAAAAACUUAACUAAUUUGCUCUUGUCUUUAUUAGCAUGGAACUUAAGAAAAAAGUGAGUCAGCGAGCAGCGGAUGUCAUGUCCCUUGCCCCAAUAGUAUUGCAUUCAGACCUUGUUUUUGCAAUAGAAACCCAUUCUAUAACUAGCAUGAAGUGUGAUAAACCUGUACUUGUAAAAUGAUCAAGUAGAGUUGGCAAUGCUUUUUGGGGUUCCUUUUAUUAUAGAGGUUGCCAGUUAGUUCAUCCUAAUAAUUUGGCUUCCAUAGAUUAUUGCAAACAUGCAGUAGCUCUGCUGUAAAAAUUUGAUGCAGUUAUAAUUUAAAUUGGGACAAUAUAAUAGUUUUAAAAGUUUCAACUAUUAAGAGUAUUAAGAAACAGGCCAAAAAGGCUACAACUAUACAUUUCAGGACUUGAUGCCAAGCAAGGCAUAGCAACUUCAGUGCUUAUAAGGAUGAACUAACUCCUUUUUGUUGAAAAGUGUGAUUUCCGUAUCCUAUAUAACAUGCUUGACCAAGACAUUCUCCUCUUUAACCCUGUCUAAUAGUUAAUGGGACCCUUUCUUUAUUUGGAUUUUUUCUUGGGUAUAUAUUUAGGAAUAUUAUAAAUUGUUUUCCUUUCCCCUCCAAAAUUGCUGCAUCUCUCUUUAAAGCGCAAAUUUCAGGUCUCAUUUUGAGUGUGCACUGCAGUGAUAAGAGAGAAAAGCAGUUAAUUUUAUGCCAGGUGUAAUCCUGAUUAUAUUUGUUAUGCAACAGCUUGCUUUUAUGGCAGAAUAUGUUGUAUCAAUUUUCUUUGUAAACUUAAGUAUAGUUUUUGGAAAUGUCAGCUAGCUAAUUUCUUGUAUAUGUUUGGAACAGAACUGAACACCUUGAAUAACUCCCAAUUCCAGGAGGCGUUUUUUUACUUGAUGACAUGAAUAUUGAUGUUGGCUUUGCAAAAACCUGUAUAGGGUAAACACUGUCCUUUUCUCCUCGGCACCAACAUUGUUGUGGAGGGCUUUCCAUUCAGGCCAGAGGUAAUGAUCACACACUGUGCUCAGCAUGGGCAUUUGUGGCGGACUCUUUUAAUGGGCCUGAGUUGGAGAUGGGAAUUUGUUUCCCAGCAAAAGUUGUGCUCGGGGCUUUCUGGGAAACUGCAGUAAAUACAUUAGGAAAAAAAAUGUGUGUUGCCAACUGAAAAUCUUCAUGUUUCACUGUUUGCACACAGCUGAGCAAGUGCAGAUCUUGAAAAAGUUUUUCUUUGGAGUAAUUUGUGAGCUUUAGUUCAAAAAAAGUAACUUUCUGUCCUCUAACAUCAACUCAGGGGUUAUGUGAAGCAGUUCCAAGGGAACAGAUGGUGGUUGCAUUACUCAAGGAUUUGAAUUGGGGGGGGGGGGCACUCUUUUUUAGAGUAAAAUGGUGUUUUUAAAAAUGUCACCUAAAGUUCUGGUGAAUGUUUUGAAACCACUUUCUGCUAUAGAGGCAAGUAGUGCUCAGGACGUUUUGUUAAGGUGUGCAUUCUCUUUUGUCUCUCCUGGGUUGUGGCUCUUGCCAUCUGCAAAUGAAGUUGCAGUCUGGAGCCUUGAAGAUCAAACCAUGGAUGAGCAUGGCCUCCAUUCAGUUAAUGGGAAACUUAUUUGUUUUGACUUCAAUGCACUUUCCGGCUUUCUCGUUGACUGCAAAGGAGGAGGAAACUGCUUUGGCACUGCAUCCCCUACUUUUUGACUGGUUAGUUUUCUUGUGAAAGGAGUAUUACAUAUUUAAGGAUAUUGAGUACAAUAUUUAACUAUGCUGCUUUAAUUUCAUAACAGCAUCAAUGUAGCCUUCUGGGACUCUGGCUUAUGUUUACAUAACAAUUACUGAAUAUUGCAAGAAAUAUUCUGUUUUGGUUCUAUUUGGCACCAUCUUUUCAGCUCUUGAGGGACUGAAAGGUACUAAUGCUUCAUGUGCCUGAAAUACCUAUUUGAUUUUUUUUGUAAGCCAAAUGCAGCCUUACUUAUAACAGGAGCUUUCAUUCCUUUGUGCGAUCUUGGGUUUGUGUCAUUAAACUGCCUGUGUUUAAGAACACUUCCAUGUCUUACAAAUGUGUGGGCCUGUUUUAUUCCCCACCCCACUUGCUGUAUGUAUGUAUUUAAGUGUUCUUGAGCUUCGUCUCCAAAUCCAUCUGCUUUGUGGUAGCUAGAGAGGCCUCGCCUCUUGCUUCAUAAGGGUUGUGUUUGAAACCAAUGUCUAGGGGACAUAAUGGCAUAUCUGUAUCUGGUGACAUCGUACCAGUGACAAUGGGCUUCUGUUAAAUCAGUGAUGCUACUGUGUUUCUUUACAUAUACACUAAAGACUGAGAAGGAAAUAAAUGUUGCUAUAUAAACUAUGAAA
This is a messenger RNA of Anolis carolinensis (green anole), 6135 nucleotides long. It is a transcript of the gene slc30a1, whose product is annotated as solute carrier family 30 member 1. Lineage: Eukaryota; Metazoa; Chordata; Lepidosauria; Squamata; Anolidae. The record is from RefSeq and is a predicted model, not a curated record. Gene Ontology annotation, molecular function: calcium channel inhibitor activity; zinc ion transmembrane transporter activity. Gene Ontology annotation, biological process: intracellular zinc ion homeostasis; zinc ion transmembrane transport; detoxification of zinc ion. Gene Ontology annotation, cellular component: endoplasmic reticulum; Golgi apparatus; membrane. The coding region runs from base 171 to 1751 and encodes 526 amino acids. The transcript is spliced from 2 exons.